This is a messenger RNA of Diversispora eburnea, 999 nucleotides long. The record is from the annotation of a GenBank genome assembly. Lineage: Eukaryota; Fungi; Glomeromycota; Glomeromycetes; Diversisporales; Diversisporaceae.
AUGUCAAAAGAAAACGAAAAAAGGGAAAUUAACCAUGAACAAGAAAUAACUCCUUGGAAAGUAGAAGGAGCCAUAAUAGACGGCAAGGCACAAGCAAUUAAUUAUGAUAAAUUAAUCGAACAAUUUGGUACUAAACGUAUUGAUGCCGAAUUUAAGAAAAGAUUUGAAAAUUUGACGGGAAGAAAGCUUCACCCUUUAUUACGAAGAGAUAAACCAUUCUUUCUUUACACAGGUCGAGGACCUAGUAGUAAUAAUGAUGAGAAAUUUCUUUUCAAACCGGAGUUAACAUUAGAUGAUACUCGUAAAUUCGCAAGAGAGAAUGCCAAAGAUAUUAUUGCAUGCAAAUUUAAUGUCGAAAAGACAUUUAUAUUUUCUAAUUCCGAUUACGUCGGCAAAGAAUUCUAUCAUAAUAUUGUAAGGAUUUCAAGAUGUAUUACUACCAGUCAAUCAAAAGCUACUUUCGGAUUCAAUGACAGUGAUUGUGUUGGAAAAAUUCACUUUGUUUCCAUACAAGCAGCACCAUCAUUUUCCAAUUCCUUUCCACAAAUAUUUGGCAAACGAACGGAUAUUCCUUGUUUGAUUCCAUGUGCUAUUGAUCAAGAUCCUUACUUUAGAUUAACGCGUGACGUCGCGCAUAAACUCAAAUAUCCUAAACCAAGUUUGGUUCAUGCUAAAUUUUUUCCCGCUCUUCAGAUAAACAAACAUGCCUUUUCUGGUGGCGGUGAUACUAAAGAACUUCAUGAAUUACAUGGAGGAAACCCUGACAUUGACGUUGCUUACCAAUAUUUAUCUUUCUUCUUAGAUGACGAUGAUGAAUUAGAAUCAAUUUAUAAGAAUUAUAAAUCUGGAAAACUUAUGACUGGUGUGUUAAAGGCUCAUUGCAUUGAAGUAUUACAAAAAUUUGUUGGUGAAUUCCAAAAGCGCAAAUCCGAAAUCACAGAUGAAGUUUUGGAUAAAUUUAUGGAUCCUAAUAGAAAAAUUUUAGUUGACGGUGUUUGA